AGCUCUUGAGCGGUAGGAGAGCGUAUGAUCCCAUGGAAUUUAGGGUAAUUUUGAUAAAAAAUCCUGCCCUAAAAGUAAAAUUUUCCCCCUUGUAGGGAAUUGCCCACAGGUUGAAAACCUCUGAUUUAGAGGGAAUGUUAAGCGGAGUGAGAUACUAGGUCUCUAUCAGUAAUUCUCUAUUGAUAUUCUUGAUUAUAGGUUGAACCGGCUGUACAAGAAAAACGAAAACAGUUACGAUACGGUGAGACAAACCCUGACUGUCUAUUUGUGAGAGGCUUAAAUUUUUUUGCCACCAUGACGCCACAGGCGUAUGCACACACGGACAGUCUACGCUUAUCGAUGAACUAAAGUAUCGAGCUGUUCCAAUGGAUGAUUAUUUUGGCCUGCGAUAAGAAUUCCUUAAGAUAAGUUAAGGUUUGGUUAAAUUUGAUGCCAGAUCCAAAUAAUUCAUAACGUUUGGUGGUUUUUACAGCAAGCAUGUUACAAUGGUUUAUAAUUACCUACAAUUUUAUCAGUUUCUGCACUGAAUAGAUAAACAGUAAUGGACCGAGCGUAACUGUUAUCUGCAUGUUUUCACCUUAGACGUAUUUUGGACGUGUUUCACGACACACCUAGUGCGACAAGAAUUGUUUCAGUUUAAUUAAUCAUCAAAUCGAUAAUUUGAGAAUAUCUCGAUUCCGCCACGGAAUUUUUGGGUCAUGGCACAGAACAAAAAUACGAUGAAAAGGAAAAAUGUUCCAAUUACCACCGCAUCUUCCAGAGGAGAUAGUUCUCAGACCGCCUUGAAUGAACAUAUUCAUAUAAGCAAAUCGGCAAUACAUGGAAGUUUAUAUCAUCUUCACAUAGCAGCAGUAAUCCUGUUACGGGCAUAUGAUACACAACAAAAAAAUAAAGACUUCAACUUCAACAUUACCGUGGAGGAUCCUCAUGCCGGAAAAUUUGACGAUGUAGUUCUACGUUACUCCUCUCAACAGGUAAAAUAUGGGGCAGUUUAUCUGCAAAUCAAACAUAAAGAUUUGUCGAUUUCUAAACACCCAUUACCAAACAAAAAAUCGAAAACUACGCCAACAAUUACCAGAGCCGCUUUGUUGGAUAAGGGAAAAACUUCAAAUCCACCGUAUUCGAUACCCGUCUAUUUUUUAUCUUUUGUUGAAAGUAAUCAUAAGAUGGAACAACAAAAUUAUUAUUUCUUAUGCACCAACGCGCAGAUCGACGAUGACAUCAUUCAAUACUUUUCUCAAGUAAUUCCUAGUGAACAUUAUAUUCUUCAAUGUUAUCAAGAUCUUGAUGCCACUUUUUAUCAAUUCAAUCCAGAUAACAUUUUUGGCCAACUUGAAUUAACCAUUAAAACAGUCAGUCUUGACAAACUAGGCAAGCUGUUGGCGAAAUCAAUUUAUAACAAACAGAAAAUAACUCUUGAUAAUCCGCUAUACAACAUGUAUGCCGCAUUGAUAAGUAGAAUUGUUGAGCAGUCUAAUACAGAUCUGGCAUCUCCACAGCACAGCAUCUAUAAAUUUAAAAAAGAGUUUUUAGAAGCACCAGAACAAUCAACCUUUGCAACGCUACGUACGGCUUUAGUAACAGAAUAUAAAAAAAAUCUUAAAGUAGGAAAAGAGGUUUGGUCCGAUGUGGAUGAGAAAAAAAUCUGGUUGGAUCCUAAUUUUUCGAUAACAGCAGUCAAUGAUAUGUUCGAUAUGAUAAACAAAGAUGAGUCGGAAUACGCAAAGAUUGAUGCAAAAAUAAAGGAGUUUUAUGGAAAAUUCAUGUUAGUUUGUAAAGCAACAAAUGAACUUACGCUUGAAAGUAACGCUAAAAAAAUAUUAGCAACGUUAACUGAUACUGAGCUAAAUGCCACUUUUAAUAACAUGCAUCUUUCAAUAUUGGACGCUAUGAAAAAAGCAAACGGCUUACAACUUGACUCGAUUUAUUUAAGUAACAUAUUCAAAAAUAUUAAGUGCAACACUUGUUACAUUGAAUGGGCUGAUUCCACUAAACAAUAUAUAGAGUGCCUAAACAUAAUAUAUUCAUUUGUUCAGAUUAAUCCUACGUGGCUGCAAAAAUCGUGUUUCUAUAGUUAUAUUGAUAAAAAAAGUACUGACAAAAAUUAUUAUUAUUUUAGCUCGAAAAAUGUACAUCUUAGUUCCAUCAUUGUAAUCCAAACUUUACAACUGUUGCAAAUCGAUUAUUUAUUUAUUGACACUUCCAAAUUCCAUAAUACCGACACGCUGGAACAACAUCUCCAAUAUAUUCUUAGAUAUAUCAACGAGGUAAACUAUGCUUCACAUAGCAUUAUCAUCAUCUUAGAACAACACAAUUCAUCAAUAAGUGAAAUGUUAAACAAAUAUCAACAUAGAUUGAUAUUACUAGCUAAUACUACAGAAGAUAAACAAACACCUGAGGAAUGUUUGCUCGUCCAAGAUCUUACGCAGGAAUCGUUAAAAAUGCUAUUCAUGCAUAACGAUAAGUUAAAUCUUUUCGGAACAUCAACUUCUCUAACCAGUAUUGUCCGCAUGACGGAUGAUCUAUCCGUCUUGCUGGAUGUAUUAAAUUUUGCAACAUCCACAGGUCGUGAAGAAAGCAACAACAUAAAUAAUCGAAGCUACAAUAAGAUUAAAAACAACUACAUUCAUCGUCAUUUACAACAUUAUCCAGCAUCUAUAAUACAGGAGACUCAAGUAAAACAUGAUUUUAAUAAGUCUUUUAAUGCCCUAAAAAGUUGGUUUGCUCAUAAGACACUUAGUUUUCAUGACAUUUUACAUAAAUAUCAGAAUGAACCUAUAUUUCAUGAUAUAGCCGCAUCCAUUACAAAUAAAACCCAUUACCUUGAAAAUGCCCCUGACAUGGAGCAGAAGUGCAAAUUAUCAGUUGUUCUGGAUGAAGCCGGAUCAGGAAAAUCAACCUAUUUUACUUGGCUAGCAUGGUACUUAUCAAAAGAAUACCCGUCGAUGUUUGUAGUUAAAUUAAAUGCCAUCGAAUAUUCUUCCGAAUUUGAUCGAUUGUCUAAGGGCAAUGUUAAUGACCUAAAUGAUACUGAGGUGAUUAGAAUAUUGUAUCAAUUCAUUUUUCCAGCCAUUACUGAUUCAAGUCAAUACAAGCAAUCGGAGGGAGGGAUAUACAAUGAUUGUGAAAGCAGUGCAUUUUGUUUCAAUUUACUGCAAUUUUCUAACGGUCAGAUCAACCUUGGUGAAAGCAACACUAAGAAGCUUAAUUUAGAGCAACUAAUACAACUACGACUUUUUUGCAAUAAAUUCAACACAAAAAAAAUAGUAUUAUUAUUGGAUGGAUACGAUGAAAUAGUGCCUAACUACUCGGCAAUCGUAAUCAAGUGCCUGAAAUCGUUUGCUUCGUAUGAUGGAAUAAAAAAAAUGUUUUUAUCUAGCCGUCCUCAUGAAUUUCAAGAUGAUCUUAAAACAUCAUUUGAAGAUUUUAAGAUGUUUCAAUUAAAGCCAUUUUCGCGAAACGACCAAAUACUUUCGUUGCAUAAGUUUCUUUUGGAUCAAAUGACUGAAUAUUACCAGUGCGAUGAGGACCAUAGAAUAGUAUUGCUUGGGAUUGCCUAUCUUAUUUUGGAUAACUGUUUGAAGGAUUUAGUUAUUGCUCCGUUGUUAUUGCAGAUGAGCAUAGAAACAUUUUUACCAGUUAUAAGACAACAUGUAAAUUUUCAUUCAAAAACUAUAUCUGGGAAACUGUUUUCAAGCGAAAAAUUUGACACGCUACAGUUGGUGAAGUCUUUUGUAAGUCGUAAAUUGGAUAUACUAACAAAUGAAAAAUCAGGAUUAUCAGAGAUGUCUUCCAAGACCGUAGUUGCAAGGUGUAAUAGAGAUAUAAUUAUUCAACUAAUUCUACGACAACACUCUACACUAGCUGCAUACGUUAUCUUUGAUAAUAGUUUCACAAACGAUUCGCUGCGAAAACAGGAAAUAAAAGAAAUAAUUGCUCAGAAUGUGGAAAAAACUGGAAUUAUAAAUGGUGUAAUAUAUGGUAUGCCAAUGUUUGUUCAUAGAAUUUUUGCUGAAUACUUUGCAGCUACUUGGUUGUACGAAAAUAAGGACAAACUUCAUAAAGAAAUCUACUUUAGAUCGCAAACAUUUUGGAUGCGACAUUUGAACCAAACACGAAACUUUUUCGAUCGAAUGAUCGUUGCCCAAUUUCAGGAAAGUGAACAUCAACACGAACGAAUCGCACAUAAAUUUCACUUAGCUGUGCUCAACAAAUCUAAAGUACAGGUAGAGACGCUUCUAUCGAUGGAACCUACUCUUAUAAAAGCUAAAGAUGCUGCUGGUCGAAUUCCUUUGCACUUAGCUUUGCAGUACGAUAAUGAUAAAAUUCUGCAGUUACUGUUAAACAAAAUGGAUACCCAUUUAGUGAAUGUGAAGGAUAAUCUUUUUCGGUGGAGUGCACUAGAUUAUGCAUUCGUUACAACCAAUAAAAAUGCAAUCAAAUCUCUUUUACGUCACGGUGCCACUGUCAAUAUCGACAACUUAUUCCAACAACUUUUUUCAAAUGACGUUGAAAAUUUGAUAAUCAAUACUUGCUGUUAUAUCAACCAUAUACCUUCUGCUGACGACGCCCGACAAUUAGCAAUUAAUGUUGUUCAAUAUCUGUACCACAACAAGAACGUCGACAUUCGGGUUAAACGCGCGAAUUUGAAAGGCUUGUCAAUUUUGGAAUAUUGUAUUACGAAAAAGAUGUUCGAAUUGUUUAAACAGUUUAUUCUGCACCACGUAGAUGCACAGAACUACUUGUGUAGUAUUUCCAACCAAUUGAUGAUAACAGCAAUCAAUCAUAAAGCUUACGAUAUCGUAUGCUUUGUAAUUGAUAGUCUUGAUUACUAUCCUCCCGAAAUAAAGAAUACUUCAUAUAUAUUCACGGCAGUUAUCACAGCCAUCAAGUUGGGUCUAAUGAAAUCAUUCAAGAUUUUUCUUGAACAGUUAUGUUUUCGCUUGAACAUUUCCUAUGCCGAUGAUAACAUAGACGAUACCUUUACGGCAAAUAGCACUGUAUCCUUUCACGUAGACACUGCUAGUUUCCCAAAGGGCUGUUGUGUGCGCACCUCUAAAAAAGUUCUUUUACCAUUGCCAGAAUAUGACGAGCAGAAUACUUUAAAUAAAAAUUAUCUUUUCGAAACACUCUUGGCUAGAGCAGUGCAAGAAGGAAACGUUCAAAUGAUAAGACACAUUAUUGCAAAGCAUGAAAUGAUUGUCACUAACAGAACUAUUGUAAUGGUAAUGCGCUUACUACCAAAGGGAAAACGCGUUGUUCAUGACAAAUCUUACGUUGCUUUUAAAUAUCUAUUAGACAGGACAGUCGAUCUAUACACAAUCGAUAACGAGGGACGAAAUCUUUUACACAUGACCAUUCAAAAUGGUUGUUUCUUCAUGGUACUCUGUUUAAUAGAUGCCAAAUUUGACCGAACAUUAAUCAACACUAGCAAUCAGUGGAAUGUGUUCCAUUACAUCGCUUCAAGUGAAUCAAGUUACAAUAAUAGGGCGCUUCAAUUGUUUAAAUAUUUUAUGCUACUUGGCGAUACUGAGCGGUACGACACACAGGAUGUUUUUGGAAAUAGUGUCUAUGAAACAGCUAUAAUCAAUGAUAAUUUUGAUAUUGCUCGAGAAAUGGUAGAAACAAAACUUACAAAUUCUUCUACACCAGAGCGAAUUGUGUUUUUGCUUGAUACUGUAGAACGGCUUGUGGAACUAGAUAAAUUAGGCAGCGUUACGGAAUAUUUUAAAUACCUAUUUGAAUAUGGAGAUAAUGUGUGGAAAGAAGUGUAUGAUACUAUCUAUAAUCGUAUACCUAUAGUUUGAAUUAUGUAUGAUUUUUAAACUAAAUGAUGAAGUACAUAUUGAUGGUUUCCAGGCAUUUUAAUAGGUGCCCUUUUGGCAAUGGAAAUCAGUAACCAGUAAAAUUUGUGUAAAAAAAUUGGCAUGCUUACAUGAUAAUUUAUCAGAGAAAUGUUCAAAUCCACCAAAGUUUGAUUGUAAAAUUUAAUCAAAACGCCGUGAGAAUGGUUAGUAAAAAUAAAAUAUAGCUUUCUUUUACAGCUGUAACAGCCAAAUCGUAUUGUUAUAGUAUUUAAGUAAAAAAUAAAUAAAUAAAUAAGCAAUAAAUAAAAUAAUGAUUUAUAACUACAU
This is a messenger RNA of Anopheles gambiae (African malaria mosquito), 6134 nucleotides long. RefSeq lists its product as uncharacterized. The coding region runs from base 699 to 5807 and encodes 1702 amino acids. Gene Ontology annotation, molecular function: protein binding. Lineage: Eukaryota; Metazoa; Arthropoda; Insecta; Diptera; Culicidae. The record is from RefSeq and is a predicted model, not a curated record. The transcript has 3 exons.